Messenger RNA from Carcharodon carcharias (great white shark), 549 nucleotides. RefSeq names its product cytochrome c oxidase subunit 5B, mitochondrial. Gene Ontology annotation, biological process: mitochondrial electron transport, cytochrome c to oxygen. Gene Ontology annotation, cellular component: mitochondrial envelope. The record is from RefSeq and is a predicted model, not a curated record. Lineage: Eukaryota; Metazoa; Chordata; Chondrichthyes; Lamniformes; Lamnidae. The transcript is spliced from 4 exons. The coding region runs from base 53 to 442 and encodes 129 amino acids.
CCCGCCUAUAAGAGCGGCUGCGAGCGGGAGGAGGUGUUUAGACGGUUGUGGGAUGGCGAUGGUGGUGUUUAGGCGGAGGUUGUGGUCCUGCGGCGUGAACCGCCUGGCAGCAAGGACUCCCGCCGCCAGGGUUAUAGCCAGGCCUAUGUCAUCCACAGGCAUUCCAACGGAUGAAGAACAAUCAACUGGACUUGAACGGAAAACAUUGCAAGCUAUAAAGAAAGGGAUGGAUCCCUACAGUAUCUUCAAACCUAAAGAGUAUGCAGGUACCAAGGAGGAUCCUCAUAUUGUUCCUGCAACUACUGACAAGAGGCUUGUUGGCUGCAUUUGUGAAGAAGACAACACUGCAAUCGUUUGGUUUUGGCUGCAUUCAGGAAAUCCCCAGCGCUGUCCGUCCUGUGGAUCUCACUAUAAACUCGAGCAUCAUGAACUUCCUCAUUAGCUCUGUAACAGUUGCUUUGUGUCUCAUCCCUAAUUUACUUAGUGAUUUGAUCUAUUUUUGUUUCAAAUGCAGAUGUGCACUUUACAUAAUAAAAAGCAUCAAAUAUU